Molecule: messenger RNA, 900 nt
Organism: Dibothriocephalus latus
Lineage: Eukaryota; Metazoa; Platyhelminthes; Cestoda; Diphyllobothriidea; Diphyllobothriidae
Source: the annotation of a GenBank genome assembly
AUGGACCUCAGUCCGAAAGCCAUUGACCUGGCCAAGAAACCUCGCCGUCGAAGUGAUGGCUCCGACGCGCUACACAAAUCCCAGAGAGUCAUUGACAGAAUGUCAACCUCCACCACAGAAACCCCCGAUCUGUCCUCGCAGUCCAAAUUUCUGCACUUCUCUGCACUGCCCGCCUCUUUUGACGAUUCCCUGUCUGAAAAAUCUUCUCUCACGCUCACAGACUCCACAGCAAAAGUCAGUUCCAGGGAUGAACACCUGGCCUCCCGGCUGACUGUCCGACCUGCCUUCUCCGUAGAUCAGGACUUUCUGGCUGAGCAGUGGGAGCUGUCCCCGCUGAAUCACCAACGUAGUCUCGCCCUACGGAGGCAUACCGUACAGGGCUACAAAAUUAACCAAAUGUUCAAAGCCCACGAAACCACCAAGUCCAUUACUCAGCUUGUGCACCUGAGUAUAGCUUCUGCUAGUCAUGAUCAGGACGAGAGCUCCGAGAGCUCUGACAGUGACGAAAUUGACCCCUCUAUUUCGGAGCUGGACGACAACCUGCUACCAGUCCCCGCAUUCGACGAGACGAUUCGGCAUGACCAGGAGCGAACACUGCAGCCGGCUGCCCAUUUCAAGCUAAACCUUCCACUGGUUAAGCCGCCAUCCAGCCGAGGCAGCUCCCAGCAACAACGGCAGUCUCCCAUGAAAGAAAGAGCUACGCCGGUGGGGGCAGCUAAUGAGUGGAUGAAUUUGAGGGACCACCGUCGCGCAAGACAGACCGACAGAAAGGUCCCCGGAAAGGAGACCACACGCGCCGAGGUGUUAGAGAGAUGCAAACUGCCCCCUAUUAUGCGAGACUUGUUGAAACCGGGCCAGCGGAAGUCAGCACCCCAUUGGUGGACUUCUGAUUGGUUGGAG